GGGCAAAGGCUGACUGCCGGCAGUUACCUUCUUUUCCUCUCGGCCAAGAGACAUGAAGAAACAUGAAGAGGAGGAGCCCACCAGUACCGAGCCUGGGGGGGCUCUGGCCCCUCCCCAGGGUACCGCGCCCAGGGAGCCACAGAAUAUGGAAGAUGCCAAAGAACAAAAUGACGAAGAGCCUGUAAAAGAGAACGCAGAGCCAGAAGAGUUUGUGGCCAUCGCUGACUAUGCAGCAGCAGACGAGACACAGCUCAGUUUCUGCAGGGGAGAGAAGCUGCUCGUGCUGAGGCGGGUCACUGCCACGUGGUGGUGGGGUGAUCGGGAGGGCUGCUGCGGCUACAUCCCCGCCAGCUACGUGAGGGAGAGCUUGGAAGACCUGGAGCCUGAGGACACCUGGCAAGACGAGGAAUACUUUGGCAGCUACAGCACCCUGAAACUCCACUUGGAGAUGUUGUCAGAUCAGCCGAGGACAGCCGUGUACCACCAAGUGAUCCUGCAGCACAGAGAAUUUCUGGAAGAUAAAGUGAUUUUGGACGUUGGCUGUGGAACUGGGAUCCUCAGUCUCUUCUGCGCCCAUUAUGCACGACCCAGAGCCGUCUAUGCCGUAGAAGCCAGCGAGAUGGCUCAGCACACCGAGCAGCUGGUGCUGCACAAUGGCUUUGCAGACACAAUCACCGUUUUCCAGCAGAAGGUGGAGGACGUGGCCCUGCCAGGGAAGGUGGAUGUGCUGGUGUCGGAGUGGAUGGGCACGUGCCUGCUGUUUGAGUUCAUGAUUGAAUCUGUGCUCUGUGCACGGGACAAGUGGCUGGCCCCCAACGGGGUCAUUUGGCCAACCACGGCUGCCAUCCACCUUGCCCCCUGCAGUGCUGAGAAGGACUAUGACCGCAAAGUCCUCUUCUGGGACAACGCCUACGAGUUUGACCUCAGCUCUUUAAAAUCGUUGGCCAUCAGGGAAUUUUUUGCCAAGCCCAAGUACAAUCAUAUUUUGGAGCCCGAAGAGUGCCUUUCUGACCCAUGUCCUGUCUUCCAUUUGGAUAUGAAAACCGUGCGGAUCCCGGACCUUGAGAAGAUGAAGGGUGAGCUGAGCUUCUGUAUCCAGAGGUCUGGGACUCUGCACGGCUUUACUGCCUGGUUCAGCGUGGAGUUCCAGAGCAUGGGAGAAGACAGACCGCAGCUGGUGCUGAGCACGGGCCCCUCGGACCCCACAACGCAUUGGAAACAGACCCUGUUUAUGCUGGACGAACCCUUGGCCGUCCAUGCCGGAGACGUGGUCACCGGCUCCAUUGUGCUGCAGAGAAACCCGGUGUGGAGGAGGCAUAUGACCGUCACCUUGAGCUGGACCGUCACCUCCAAACAAGACCCCACCUCUCCAAAGGUCGGAGAAAAAACCUUCCCGAUCUGGAGAUGACGGCCUCUGGAGGGCCCUGGCCGGCAGGUGGGAUGGUGAUUGUGGGGAUGAUGCCCGAGCCCCCUCCUCCUCCUCUGCAGCAGAGAAACUGAAAUGUGAAAUGUCAGGGAGCAGCUGAAAGUUCAGAAAGCCCUCAGAGCACCCAUAUUUGAUGGGGGAGGAGUCGAGGGACUUGCCCUGGCUCACGCAGGGGGUAGGACCCAAAGACUGCCCAUCCCUCGGAUGGCUCAGGACGCUGCCCUAGCUAAGGCCUUUCUCCCCUGGAGUCAGGCGGGGUCCUCCAGCUUUCACCCUUCAGCACCACGGGUCCUGGGAGAGUGAGUUCUUGUCAUGACACAGGAACUGCUCCAGCCUGAGCCUUUCGGAGACUUCUCCAGCCCUAGACUUUCUGCAUUGUGGCACCUGAAGGCCAAACUCUUCUGGGCUCACAGUGUUGGGCCCCUCAUCAUAAAAGCUCUGCACAGUAUUCCUUUGUUUUUUAAAAGACGGGUCAGACGCUGCAUUGUGGCUGAACAUCAUGCCCUCCCCCUGCCUCUCCAGCCACCAUUCCUUGAGGUCUCCCUAUCGCCUGGGUCCAUUCCCUGGCAAAGAGGAGUCCCCUGCCUUCUCAGGAGCCCUCCUUGCUCUGUCUGUCACUCAGGCUUCCCCCUCCUUCCAUUGUUACAGGCCUUGCUGCACACUCUGGUUCCAAUGAUCAAUUCUCCCAUAUCUCGGGAUUCCCCCACAACCCUCCACGCCAUGGGCUCCAUGGCACCCGCUUUGUCUGCAGGUGGACUUUGACCUUUGACUUCCAGGAAGGUCAAACCCAGGGUUGGCAUCCCUGACCAAGGGUGUGGACAGCCUUGCGACUUCUGACUGUGCUUCCCGAGGGAAUCCCAGAGUUUGCGGUUGGCAGCUCCAACCCUGUCUCCUCACCACCCAGUGGCUCUUGGCUUCUUUGCCACUUUGCUGGGUGGGGGUGGGGGGUGAAGGAUCCCACGGGACUCGGGCUUGGGCUUGGUUUGGGGGUGGGAGCUGUUUUUCCAGCAUCCAGAGCAUUCUUUCACACAGCUGUCGAGCUGUUCUCUUGAAAACUGCUCUUUUCCUUUGACAUCUUAUCUGUUGAGGGACGUGUCCAACUUAAGUGAAUUUAGAAAAGUUUUGUCAAACCGAAUCUCUGCCUGAUUCUAGAGAAGGGACUUUGGAGCGAUCAGGGACUUCGUGACCAACUUUCCUCCCUCUUCCGUGCGCUAAAGAGGAGGGACAAAGAUUUCACUGCACCUUGGCUUAAACGACCCCUUUGAAACAAACCAUCCCGAGGACCACAAGGCGUCUAACCAGAGUUGUUCUCUGAUUUUCAGACUUCAUUUUGGAAGGCAAUAAA
Messenger RNA from Dromiciops gliroides (monito del monte), 2771 nucleotides. It is a transcript of the gene PRMT2, whose product is annotated as protein arginine methyltransferase 2. The transcript has 11 exons. Bases 53 to 1408 code for a protein of 451 amino acids. Gene Ontology annotation, biological process: peptidyl-arginine methylation. The record is from RefSeq and is a predicted model, not a curated record. Lineage: Eukaryota; Metazoa; Chordata; Mammalia; Microbiotheria; Microbiotheriidae. Gene Ontology annotation, cellular component: nucleus. Gene Ontology annotation, molecular function: protein binding; protein-arginine N-methyltransferase activity.